AUGUGCUUAUUGGUCCCACCAAAAAAAGGCUCCAGGGGGCACAAGAGCACCAAGACGAAAAGCACCCCGGAGAUCAAACCUGUCGCCGUUCCUGCCAUGCCCACACAUAGCCGUAUGCCUCGGCCCAAGACCAGUGCCUCCUCUGUGGCAUCCCCCAUGUGUCACACAGAGCAUCUCAUCGACUAUCUCAGGGAGAGAUACCCGACGGAAAGCACAACCUGGGAACAGUACAGCCACAAUCUCGCGCUGCACCACUUGGAUGAACAUGUCCACACACAGUUUGACCAGGCCAAAUCCGCAACCGAAGGGGUCGGGAAAGGUAUCAAACAAAUCCAGGAGCGCCUAGAAGAGAUGGAUGAGAUUCUGAAAGGGGCAGACGAGGCUGCAAAAUCCGCCAGGGACUUUGGAGAGGAGACGAGGAAGAGGCGAUCCGCAAAGGCAGAUGAGCAGAGCAAGAUGAAGGAAGACGCGGCAAAGAAAGAGCUUGAGCGCUUGAAGGGGCUGGUGGAGAAGCAAGAAAAGGAGAGCGAGGAACGCAAGAACAAGCCGGCCCCGAAAAAGGGUCUUGAAGAGGCAGAUGUCCUGAAGUUGAUCGAUGAGCGCGACAUGCGGCGAGAGUUGGAGGGACUGAGGGGGCUGCAGGAAGGGGCUACGCCAAAGCACAGCAAAGAGUGCCUCGGGGAGGCUGACCUUGUCAAGAUCCUUGAUCAACGCGACCACGAGCGAGAACAUGCCAGACUUCAGGCGCUUGAAAAGCAAAAAGCAGAGGACGCCAAGCAGGACGAAAUCAAGAUGCAGGAGCUCAGAUUCUCCGAGAUGUUGGAGGAGAAUGAAAGGAAAAGGGAAUUUGAGAGGCUCAAGGUCCUUGAGGCGGACAUCCUGAGGCAGGCUGCCGGUGGCUAUGCGAGCCCAAGCGACACGGUGACCCCAAGCCUGGCAGAAAUCGAAGGCAUGAUCGAAAGGAUCUUGGAGCGACAUGACCUGACGCGACGGUUUGAAGAAAGUUCCCCAGCUCGAGGGACCAGGCAGAGGCAGGAGGCAUCAACCAUCGCUGAACCCAGCCGCGAAGCCGAGGCCCAGCGCACGAUCGGCCAGAUCUUGGGAACGCUCCUGCAGCGUCAGAAUGUCGACCAGGCGACGGAGCUGCUGGAACGCCUAUUGCACAAGACAAGGCAGGACAGCCGUAGUGACCGGCACUGGAUCCUAAGCGAAGUUCUCGCAUACGUGGACGACUACUUGAUGCCUGAGCAGCGUCAGGAAGAGUCUGGGCGGUCUGGCCAUCACCACCAUCACCGUCACCAUGUAAACGACACGGGCUGCAGGUUUGGUUGUGAAGCACCGAGCCCAUAUGCGUGUCCUUGCAGCUUGCACGCCUCGCCUCCUCCUCGAGAUGGCCACCCCAGUUUCGGUCCACUCAUCAACACUGGCACGAGAGCCCACACUUCUGAGGUGUUGCGUCCCAAGCAUGGCAGCCUGGAGAUCCUAUAG
Diaporthe batatas is the source of this 1488-nucleotide messenger RNA. RefSeq lists its product as uncharacterized. Lineage: Eukaryota; Fungi; Ascomycota; Sordariomycetes; Diaporthales; Diaporthaceae. The record is from RefSeq and is a predicted model, not a curated record. The coding region runs from base 1 to 1488 and encodes 495 amino acids. The transcript is spliced from 3 exons.